AUGGACCGAUAUAGCCUUCACGCUGCGAAUUCCGAUGCAUCUCCAUUUUCCGACUGUAAAGGGCCGCAUUUCGUUCUGGGCACGCUGAGCUAUGGCCUAGAACCAGUCUGA
This is a messenger RNA of Parastagonospora nodorum SN15, 111 nucleotides long. RefSeq lists its product as hypothetical. NCBI's taxonomy places the organism in Eukaryota, Fungi, Ascomycota, Dothideomycetes, Pleosporales, Phaeosphaeriaceae. The record is from RefSeq and is a predicted model, not a curated record. The transcript is spliced from 2 exons. The coding region runs from base 1 to 111 and encodes 36 amino acids.